This is a messenger RNA of Mytilinidion resinicola, 372 nucleotides long. RefSeq lists its product as uncharacterized. The coding region runs from base 1 to 372 and encodes 123 amino acids. The transcript has a single exon. NCBI's taxonomy places the organism in Eukaryota, Fungi, Ascomycota, Dothideomycetes, Mytilinidiales, Mytilinidiaceae. The record is from RefSeq and is a predicted model, not a curated record.
AUGCUCGAAGUCGAUGGAAUACUUUUCCAGCUCGACCUCUAUGUUACCUGCCAGGGAAGACCAUGGGGCGAGGCCUGCGGAACUUACAGGCGAGAGAUCUUCCGCCGGGACUACCAAGAAGAUGACGCAGAGAAGCAGGUGACUUUGCUUUACCGUCUGCAUGAAGGGAUCGUCGAGCAGCAAAUCCAACGCAUGCGGGACGUCGAGCCUUCCGUGGGCGAAACGCUGCUGGAGCUCAAUGUCAUGGGUGUCAUGCUGAAGAAAUGUCUCACACGCGGUGACAACUUCGUUGCCAGCAGCGAAUACGACAUGUGGAGAAGUUGCUUUAUCAAGCUGAUCCGUUGGAAGUAUGAUGCCCAAUUUGGGUUGUAG